CUAUUACUACGACGACCACUACUUACUGCUACCUCCUCCGUCCAGAUCGAAUCUCAGGAGAGUUUCAUCCUCACCUUCUCUUCUUUGCUUGAUUCCUUGCUGCAAGGCAAUUCGUUUUCUUCUGCAUCCUCUCCCCUUUCCUUUCCUUACUUAGCCCACCAUGUCGUCGGCUCUCAACGCGAUGAAGAUUCGCCGCAAGAAGAAUGUCAAGAAGGGAAUUCAGUUCUGUUUGAUGGUCUGCGGUGCCAGCGGAACUGGUCGCACAACCUUCGUGAACACUCUCUGUGGAAAGCAGGUGCUGGAGGGCAAGGAGUCCGAUGAUGCAGAGCAUGCCCACAUCGAGGAGGGCGUCCGCAUCAAGCCCGUCACUGUCGAGCUCGAGCUGGAUGAGGAGGGCACUCGCAUCUCCCUGACCAUCGUUGAUACCCCCGGAUUCGGUGACCAGAUUGACAACGAGGCGAGCUUUGGCGAGAUUGUCGGCUACCUCGAGCGCCAAUACGAUGACAUUCUUGCAGAGGAGUCGCGCAUUAAGCGUAACCCCCGUUUCAGGGACAACCGUGUGCACGUGUUGCUCUACUUCAUCACACCUACCGGUCACGCGCCUUUCCCCCGUGUCAACGUUAUUCCCGUCAUCGGCAAGGCCGACUCCCUCACCCCCGCAGAAUUGGCCGAGUCCAAGAAGUUGAUCAUGGAGGACAUUGAACACUACCGCAUCCCCGUUUACAACUUCCCCUACGAUAUCGAGGAGGACGACGAGGACACCGUUGAGGAAAACGCCGAGCUUCGUGGACUGAUGCCUUUCGCCAUUGUUGGCUCCGAGGACUUUGUUGAGAUUGAUAACCGAAAAGUGCGCGCCCGACAGUACCCGUGGGGUGUGGUCGAGGUUGAGAACCCCCGGCACUCCGACUUCCUGGCCAUCCGUAGCGCCCUGCUCCACAGCCACUUGGCUGAUCUGAAGGAGAUCACUCACGACUUCCUCUAUGAGAACUACCGUACCGAGAAGCUCAGCAAGAGCGUGGACGGUAUUACUUCGGGCAUCGACUCUUCUAUGAACCCCGAGGACCUUGCCUCCCAGUCCGUCCGCCUCAAGGAGGAGCAGCUCCGCCGCGAGGAGGAGAAGCUGCGCGAGAUCGAGCUCAAGGUGUCGCGCGAGAUUGCCGAGAAGCGACAGGAGCUGUUGGCCCGCGAGAGCCAGCUCCGAGAGAUCGAGGCUCGCAUGGCCCGCGAGGCCAGCCAGAGCCAGGUCAGCGAGGCCACCAACGGGGAGGCUUAGUUUUGCUCUGUCGUCGAUGCGGCUCAUUCAGCGGGGCGCCGGUUCGCAAUGUGAUACCGUUUGUGCCAACUUAUGGACUUCGUGGCACGACGUUGGUUUUUGUUUAUGGGGAUAAUAUUGACUGUUUAUUCACGUUAAUAGCUUUUUUUUUCUUCUGUUCUUGCUAUUUCUUACCCGGUGUCUCUGCGGAGAUGGACAAGAUUCCCAACAUAGAAUGCAACCUUUUGGUGGUUCGACGACGGGCACCAGAUUCUCCUUUUCUUUGCUCCGGUUGGAGGAAACAAGAGCGCAUGCCAAUUGAUUGGGAUGGAACAGAUUGCUUUCAAUUGCUGUCAUCCAUCUCAACUCUUCACCUGCAGCACCCGAUGAUGCUCUUAUUCCUUCCCUCAAUCUGUGGGACAGACAUAAGAACGGUCCUUUUCCCUUAUCUCCUUUUCCCUGUGUUUUAAUCGUCCACUUUGUUCGGGGGUUUCUAUUUUCCUGCAUAUCCUGUUUCUUAUUCCCCUACCCCCGGUCCACUCCCUCCAUAUCUUGAUCCUCUUCCCCGGGUUUUUCCUCUCUUGUUUCCCCCCUCCCUGGCACCUUGUCCAAAGUCCCGCAGCGCAGCAAGAUUCCCUCUUCUCUUUUGUGUUUUGUGUUUUGGUCAUGUCUUGUGUCUAUCCUUUUUUUUCGCUGUCUUCCUAGCCCGAUAGUAAAUGAGGAAGAAAAAGUAUCUUGGCC
This is a messenger RNA of Penicillium subrubescens, 1993 nucleotides long. RefSeq lists its product as uncharacterized. The record is from RefSeq and is a predicted model, not a curated record. Gene Ontology annotation, cellular component: cytosol; septin complex; septin ring. Gene Ontology annotation, biological process: cytoskeleton-dependent cytokinesis. The transcript is spliced from 7 exons. Gene Ontology annotation, molecular function: molecular adaptor activity; GTPase activity; GTP binding. The coding region runs from base 161 to 1273 and encodes 370 amino acids. Lineage: Eukaryota; Fungi; Ascomycota; Eurotiomycetes; Eurotiales; Aspergillaceae.